CGUCAUCAGAAUGCCGUUUGCCCGGCCAUCGUUAACCGUACACAGCAAUCCGAAGGAGGCUCCCCAGCGUUUGAACUCACCGAAGGACGCCGACAGCCCAAUCUUUCCACGGGGAUCGGGUUCGCUCUCCAGUCGCGGCGAAUGAGCUCUCCGGCGAGAUCAUCGGCGUCGGCGACGAGCGCCGGAGGUCAGGGCGGUGGUGUUAGCGGCAACGCUGGGUUCGGCGACGAGACCUCCUCUUACCACUUCCCCACCGACGUCAUGUCCGCCCAUGACCGCAAGGGGGAAGCCCUCGCCGCUUUGAAAUCGGAAUUGAUGGCCGCACUUCAGAAGGAGGUAAAAUCUUUGGACGAAGACAGUUGGAAGUUUGCCCGCCCUCGCUCCCAAAUCCACCUUAUUUCGAGACCGGGUGGGCAUCAACACAAGUUUACAGGAAGAGAUGGAAAUGUGAACCACCUAUUCAAGCAAACCAGAGACAUAUAGUGGUGAAUUUUAAGAGCGCAGCCUCAAAAUAAUCAGGUACUAAGUUGAGCAAUGGAGGCAUCUAGUUCGCAGUCAUCAUACAGGGACAGGAAUAGUUCUAGUCAUAUCAGACUUUCUACCGGAACAAUACUAUAAGUCAUCGAAUUUGUUAGAGCUUAAGAACUUUUGUUCUUAUCCCUGUUCAGCUUAUUUUCCCUGCUUCUUGUAUACCCUUAUUCUUUUUUCAUUUUUCCCUGUGUAGACUGACUUAUGAACAUUCUAAUUUUGUAAUGGUCGGCAUAGUUUCAGACUGCUGCAAAAGGCCAUUGUUGUUGCCGCUAACAUUAUAUUUAUUGACCAUUAAAUUUCUGCAAUUUGGGCUCUCA
Messenger RNA from Phoenix dactylifera (date palm), 848 nucleotides. It is a transcript of the gene SAMBA, whose product is annotated as valine-tRNA ligase. Gene Ontology annotation, molecular function: anaphase-promoting complex binding. Gene Ontology annotation, biological process: negative regulation of organ growth. The record is from RefSeq and is a predicted model, not a curated record. NCBI's taxonomy places the organism in Eukaryota, Viridiplantae, Streptophyta, Magnoliopsida, Arecales, Arecaceae.